AUGAUCCACCUAGAAUUGAUCAUUGGAGAGUUGAAAAGUAAUGUCUUGUUCCACGUCAUUGACGCUAAGACGACCUACAAUAUGUUGUUAGGACGUCCUUGGAUCCAUGAAAAUGGAAUAGUGCCGUCGACCUUGCAUCAAUGCUUCAAGUUCUUUCAAAAUGGAAUAAAAAAGGUUGAUGCCGAUUUAAAGCCUUUUGCAGAAACCGAAGCUCAUUUUGCUGAUGCAAAAUUUUAUGCAAAAGAAGACAUUUCUAGUGAGGUUCUUCCAGUUGAGAUCCCAUCUAUAAAAGGUAAACAGGGUGAAGAGGAGCACGUUAAAUUCAUCGCCAAAAAGGACAUUUCUUCCUCGAAGAAAGGUCCAGAACCAUUCCUCCGAUAUAUACCAUUAUCACACCACAAAAAUGGACAAUCACCAUUCACGGAAUGCCUUCAAUCUACAAAAGACGUGGGAAGGCUUCCUGCAAAGCUCACGAUGGAGGAUGUAGCCAUAUUGAAAGAAAAUCAUGUUAUGCCUUCAACUUCACCCACAAAUCCUUUACCCUCAAAGCCGUUAAAAGGAUUCGUGAGAUCUUCGCAGAGUCCGAUAAAGCAUGUUAUUCUACCAAAUGAACGGACGAAAGAAUGGUUCGAACCAAAGGCAUAUAAGCUGUUAGCCAAAGCAGGCUACGAUUUCUCAAAACAAGAGGACUUAGGGAAGCUAAUUCCAGAAGCCACUGGAGAAAAGAUGCACGGCCUUAGCAAAACACAAAGGAAAAUGAGGCUUGAAGGGCAUGAAAUUCCUAUCCCAAAGAUCGGAUUAGGUUAUACUCCUGAACAACCAGCUCAGAUAUGGAUCAAGAAAAGAAGCGAUCCUUCGAGUUCCCAAUACAUAAUAGUGGAGGUCGGCAAAAGUUCCAAUCAAAGAAAAGACCAUUCUUCACCCCGUGUCUCAGUGUUUGAUUGCAUCGAGGCCUCGUCAUCACGAAUCACAGUGUUCAACAGGUUAAAUACAACUUGUUUAACACCAAAUCGAGACACUCUUGCUUGUAAAUCGUCACAUAUCCAUGAUGAGGAAAUUGAAGAGGUAUCAUCCUCGUUUCAUAUUACAAUAGAAGAGGGUACACUGUCAGAUGCUGAAGCAACCAAUGAAGAGGUCCAUGAAGCUCCUCCAGCCUUGGAAGAUGGAGGACAAGCUACAGUUGAUGAACUUAAAGAGAUCAAUUUAGGGACUGCUGAAGAACCCCGGCCAACUUUCAUCAGUGCACUUCUCACCCCUGAAGAAGAAGAAGGAUACCUCAAGCUCCUAGUAGAGUAUAAAGAUGUGUUCGCUUGGACUUACAAGGAAAUGCCUGGGCUCAAUCCGAGUAUUGCUCUACACCAUUUGGCCGUAAAGAAGGGCAUGCGCCCAGUCAAACAAGCUCAAAGACGCUUUCGGCCAGAGCUUAUCCAUCAAAUAGAAACUGAGGUCAAUAAGCUCAUUGAAGCAGGCUUCAUUCGUGAAGUGCAGUACUCGGAAUGGAUCGCUAACAUCGUCCCUGUCAAGAAGAAGAAUGGACAAAUUCGAGUGUGCAUUGACUUCCAUGAUUUGAACAAUGCAUGUCCCAAGGAUGAUUUUCCAUUACCCAUCACUGAGGUCAUGGUUGAUGCCAUUACCGGUCAUGAAGCUUUAUCUUUCAUGGAUGGAUCUUCGGGUUACAACCAAAUUCGAAUGAAUCCUAAGGAUGAGCAGCUUACAGCUUUUCGUACCCCUAAGGGAAUUUACUGUUACAAAGUGAUGCCUUUUGGACUAAAGAAUGCUGGUGCUACUUAUCAACGGGCCAUGCAGAAGAUCUUUGAUAAUGUACUUCAUAAAUAUGUGGAGUGUUAUGUCGAUGAUCUGGUGGUUAAAACAAAAAGGAGGGAAGACCAUCUAGUAGAUCUACGAUCCGUGUUCACCCGCCUGAGAAAGUAUCAGCUUAAGAUGAACCCCCGCAAAUGCGCUUUUGGCGUAACAUCUGGAAAAUUUCUUGGUUUCAUUGUGAGGCACCGCGGUAUUGAAAUUGACCAAUCCAAAAUUGAAGCUAUCCAGAAAAUGCCAGAGCCCAAGAAUCUGCGAGAACUUAGAGGCUUGCAGGGAAAAUUGGCCUACAUACGACGAUUUAUCUCGAAUUUGGCUAGUCGAUGUCAACCUUUCAAUAGAUUGAUGAAAAAGGAUGUGCACUUUGAAUGGGAUGAGGCUUGUAGCAAUGCUUUUGCAUGCAUCAAAAGACACUUACUUAUUCCUCCAGUUUUAGGUGCUCCUAUCCCAGGAAAGCCUUUGGUGCUGUAUAUUGCGGCCCAAGAAAGGUCUCUAGGUGCUCUUAUGGCGCAAGAAAAUAAAGAGGGGAAAGAAAGAGCCCUUUAUUAUCUAAGUCGAACUCUCUAUGGGGCUGAAUUAAAUUAUUCUCCUAUUGAAAAGAUAUGCCUCGCUCUUUUCUUUGCCAUAGACAAACUGGAGCACUACAUGCAAGCAUAUAUGGUCCGUUUGAUAGCAAAGGCAGACCCAAUUAAAUAUGUCCUCUCCAGGCCAGUGAUUUCGGGUCAUAUAGCUUGGUGGGCAGUCUUGCUUCAGCAAUAUGACCUUGCAUACGUUCCACAAAAAGCUGUCAAAGGACAAGUAUUAGUAGAUUUCUUAGCUGAUUACCCAGUUCCGUCUGAUUGGGAGUUCUCUGAUGAUUUCCCGGAUGAAGAUGUGUUUUACAUUGAAGUAAUGCCACCAUGGGUGAUGUUUUUCAAUGGGGCUGCACGUCAAGAAGGAGCGGGGGCAGGUGUAGUGUUUGUUUCUCCACAACGGCAAAUACUUCUUUACUCGUUCUCAUUAAGCGAACUCUGCUUUAACAACGUAGCCGAAUAUCAAGCAUUGAUCAUUGGUCUACAGAUGGCUAUUGAGAUGGGCAUAUCACAACUUGAGAUCUUGGGAGACUCCAAAUUAGUUAUCAACCAAAUAUUGGAGCAAUAUGACGUCAAGAAAGAAGACCUCAUCCCCUAUUGCAAAUAUGCGAAGAAGUUGCUAGCAAAUUUUGAAGCCAUCACAUUGGAGCAUAUACCGAGGAAGGAGAAUAGACAGGCCGAUGCUUUAGCUAAUUUAGCUACUGCCUUAGCAUUAUCCCAAGAAGAGACAACCAAAGUCGCUAUUUCUCAAAGAUGGGUGGUACCUCUCGUGGUUAAAGAAGAAGAAGAAGAGCAAGCCAAAAUCAUUUCCGUAUGCCUUGUCGAAAAAGAAGAUUGGCGACAAGUGAUCAUUGAUUACCUUCAACAUGGAAGACUCCCGGAUGAUAAACGCCACAAGACUGAAAUUCGGCGGAGGGUUGCUCGAUUCAUUUACUAUAAAGACACACUUUUCCGCCGUUCAUUUGAUGGAUUGUUUCUCCGUUGCUUAGGAGAGGAGGAGGCUAAACAAGCCUUAGAGGAGGCUCAUUCUGGAAUAUGCGGCGCACAUCAGUCAGGUCCUAAGUUACAUUAUAGGAUCAAAUGA
Molecule: messenger RNA, 3474 nt
Organism: Quercus lobata
Lineage: Eukaryota; Viridiplantae; Streptophyta; Magnoliopsida; Fagales; Fagaceae
Exons: 2
Coding region: 1-3474 (1157 amino acids)
Molecular function (GO): nucleic acid binding; RNA-DNA hybrid ribonuclease activity
Source: RefSeq, a predicted model, not a curated record